Molecule: messenger RNA, 618 nt
Organism: Humulus lupulus (European hop)
Lineage: Eukaryota; Viridiplantae; Streptophyta; Magnoliopsida; Rosales; Cannabaceae
Exons: 1
Coding region: 1-618 (205 amino acids)
Source: RefSeq, a predicted model, not a curated record
AUGGUCAAGUCGGUUCCAGUUUGGAUUCGGCUGAAUGGCUUGGGUUUGCAAUACUGGGGAAAAAAUAGUCUCAGUGCUAUGGUGAGCACAAUUGGGAGGCCGGUUAUGGUGGAUAAAGUGACGCAAAGUAGAUCGAUGGUGAAAUAUGCGAGGAUAUUGGUGGAUAUGGAGAUUACGGAUCAUCCUCCGAAAUCUAUUUCUUUUAUUAAUGAAAGGGAUCAAAUAACUGAACAAGUGGUGGAGUAUGAAUGGCUUCCCUCUAAGUGUGCUGCCUGCUCGAAUUUAGGUCAUAUUUUGGCAAAUUGUAACAAGAAUACUGGUUUGAGUUGGAGGAAAAAAUCUACUGAUGAGAAAGGUGCUAGUACAGACAAGAUCAUAUCCAAUACAGAGGAGGUUCAACAACACUCUGAGUCUGUUAAUCCUGAUCCCAGAUCUUGCAAUGCUUCUAAUAUUGGAGAGGAAGAGAAGGCUAGUAGCUCUCUAGAGCAAAAUGUUUCCAAGGUUAUUAGUGAUGUUCAGGAUAACUCAGAAGUUACUCAGCAAACUGGGAAAGGGAAUGCUGAGAUUGCAGGAAGCUGGAUUACUCCCAGAAGGAGAGGUGCUAGACAAGGGGUGUAA